CUGGAGUCAUGUUCCCACAAUGCAACGCGCAGCUGUCAUGGCUGCCCGCUGACUUCUCACGCUCCACAUGGGUGCAAAUGAAGAUAAUAUUUAUGUCAAAUCAUUUUGACGGAUAACGUACAUCGUUUAGAGUUGCAUUUAAAUCCCGGCUAAAACAGGAAGAGCGAGCAAGACCAGACUAGGAAGUUGCCGCCGUCAAAAUGUUGCUCGACGUGGAGAUCUCCAUCCUUCGAGGCUUUCUCACACCAACCGAGGAGACGGCAUGGAAACAGGACAUCUACAACGUAACAGAAAUGGGCUCUUUGUUGGAGUCCUUGAUGAAUGGGGACUUUGAGGCAGUUUUGAGAAGCCCUCAGGUGUUGGCGCUGCUUACCGGUGAUGGUAGUUGUCAUGAGGAUGAGAACAUUGAGGUAUAUCUGGAGAGAUGCAUCCUGUUGUACCUGACAGAUGACACGGAUGGGCAUCAAACCAACAGAUUCAGAGAACUGAUCGUGAUGGUCCUGGCAGUCUCGUGCCUCCACAUGUUUGUUCAAAGCAACUGGACCGGUCCGCCACUCUCCAUUCAGCUCUCUGACAUUCUGCCUUCGGCAUUGCUCUCCUCUGAGCCCCAGUCUAUAGUGGAAAAUAUCCAUGCGUGCCUGCUCCUGGACGGCGAGUCCGUGUACAGCCUGGUGGCCAACCCAUUCCUCCUCCUGCUAGCGAGGGUUAUUCUCACCAAAUGCUCUUCCAAGAUGGAAAGCUUUCAGCUUCUCUCCUGGUGGACUCUGCGCUACAUCAACUUGCACCAGCAAAUCCUGGAGGCGUUUUCUCAGCAGCUCCUCAACUUGUCCCUCAUGAGCAUGGAAAAAGUGCUGAAAUGCGAGUCUCUGUUCUCUGAGCAGAGAAAUCUGGCAAUCCAGUUCCACUUGGAGUGUGUUUACUGUAGUCUGACCUACUUCGAAUACCAGGCUGCCAAGGAACACAUCAAGAAAGCCCAGGAGCUCUCACUGCUUGAUAUCAACGUGACUGGUGCCUUGGGAAAACGUACCUAUUUCCAGCAAAAGUACUUGGCUCAGCUCAUCCUUGAGGUCAAGAGAAAGCAGGCACAGGAUCAACCUGUUGCGAGUCCCUCACCAACACCGCAAGCCCUACUCCCCAAGGAUUGCAAUCUUGGGGAUGACACAGUGUUAGACAAGAUUAAUUUAGCAGAGCCAGAGCAGUACAAGCUGCCGCAAUUCACUGCGGAGGAGCAAGCAGUCAUCCUGGGCAUCUGCACUGAUUUUCACAAGAAUAACCCUGUCUACAAACUGACACAAGAAGAGCUUCUGGCUUUCACAUCAUGUUUACUGUCUCAGCCCAAGUUCUGGGCUGUGGAGGUGACUGCACUUUGCCUAAGGACCAAACUGGAAAAAGGGAGUCCCCGAUGUAUUGAGAGAGCCAUGAUGCAAACUCAGGCAAUAGUAGACCACUUUGAAGACAAGAACUGUCCCUUGACUGAGCGUCUGAAAGUCUUUUACUGCUGCCAUGCUCCAACCAGAUGGGUUGUCCAGAAACAGUUGGCGACUCUUCUGACAGACCUUGCCUGCAUCAGUUCAGCUCUACUCAUUUACGAAAAGCUGCAGCUAUGGGAAGAUGUUAUCAUUUGCUACGAGAGACUUGGGCAACAUGGCAAGGCUGAAGAGGUUGUCCGCAGGGAGUUGGAAAAAAAGGAGACAGCGACUCUGUAUUGCCUACUGGGGGACAUUUUAAGAGAGCAUCAGCACUACGACCGGGCUUGGGAGCUGUCAGGCCAUCGCAGUGCUAGAGCCAUGCGCUCCAAAGCCCUGCUACAUCUCCGCAACAAGGAGUUCCAUCAGUGCGUCGACUGCUUCGAACAGUCACUCAAGAUCAACGCCCUGCAGCUUGGUGUGUGGUUUUCCCUCGGCUGUGCCUACUUGGCCUUGGAGGGCUACGAGGGAGCGGCCAGGGCUUUCCAACGAUGUGUGGGACUGGAGCCAGAUAAUGCAGAAGCAUGGAACAACCUCUCGACUGCAUACAUUCGCCUACGAAAUAAAAACAAGGCCUUUCGUACCCUCCAAGAAGCCCUCAAGUGUAAUUAUGAACACUGGCAGAUUUGGGAGAAUUUCAUCGUGGUCAGUGUUGACAUUGGUGCCUUCGCUGAAGCCAUCAAGGCCUACCAUCGUCUGAUGGAUCUCAAGGACAGAUACAAGGACAUUCAGAUUGUCAAAAUCCUCGUUAGGGCUGUCGUUGAAAAGUUGACAGACAGCCAGGGUGAGCAGCCAGCAUCUUUGCAGUCCAAGCUAAAGGAACUGAUUGGCCGGAUCAGUGCCCGCCACAGCAACGAUCCCGAAAUAUGGCAGCAGUAUGCUGCGCUGUACGGGGGCGGCCGCAGCUCCAGGGCAGAAGAGAACGAAAAGGCCCUGCAGUUCUUGUCCAAGGCCCAUCGCUGUGAGCUGCAAGGUGGUGGCUGGGAAAAGGAGCCGGAUCUUUUUCAGGAAGUGCUCAAAAGAGCCAUCGAUGUGGGCGAAGUAACCAUCAGUUGCAGCAAGCAGAAAACAAAUCCUGCAGAAGCUCUUCAAAUGCUGUCCUCGAUACGCCUCAGCCUGAGAGGCUUGGCAAGCAAAGCCAAGCAAAUGCACACUGACGUGGCUUCUGGUGAGAUCCGCGCUGAGCUGCGAAAUGAUGUCGCGGCUCUCGAGCGGCUCGUUACAGAGCUGCAGGAACUUUGUGGAGAACUACGGGGCCAGUUAUCCUGAAUAACGACACAAAGGAGUCUCUUCACGUUAUUUUCUUUAUUAUCUAACACAUCGAUGGCGUUAGGUGGUAAUCUUUACCUCCAAAAUUAUCACUUUUCAGGAGACAAAAUUAAGUAGGAAAAAUUAAUAAAAGCCAUCAUUGCAUUCUAAAGAGCUGAAGCCAUUUUCAACACUUUAGGCUGGUUAGUAAAUUUUAAAAUGAACACCCACACAUGUCGAUUGACCAAUUGUAUAGUUUUGUGAAGAGUCAUAAUAAUAAGAAUUUACCAAAUUGUAAGAUUGACUGGAGGCUUCAGCCUGACGCCAGCGACAUGUACUGUAUAUUGUACAAAUUGUGUGCAAGCAGCGACUAUAAAAUGUGCAUUAUGAAUUUCCAAACCUUGUAAUCAAUCAAAUGAAGAAAUGAAGCUUUUUGAGAGGGGAAGUGAAAAAUAAAUGAGAAUGCGGUUGCACAACUGAUCUGGGGGAUAUGUCAGUGUUCAAUAAUUAACCCUUUACAAACUCGCGUCAAAUGGAAGUCGGCGCACACACAUUACCUCGUUUAUUUUUCACUUCGCCUCUCAAAAAGCUUUCACUUUUUUUUUCAUUUGAGUUGUUUUUGAAAUGGUGAUCAUGGUCCCGUUUUUAUAUCACAAAAAAGCCCCCAGAUAUUUGCAUGUCUGGACUGUCGACAUCCACUUCAUGUGUUACAAUGCGAAUGAUGCUCUUCUGGCUGAGGUAAACCACAACAUACAAAUGCAUUUUAAUCACUGUAUUAUUUAUUAGGAGAAUUUAGAUGAAGGAAUUGAUCAGAAGUUGGACAAAGAAACAACCUCUUCACAGGGGAUUUAACUUGACAACACUGAGCACAUACAUCUUUGUCCAGAUAAAAGGAAAAAAAGAUUUGGCCUCACAAAUGUGCCUGCUUUUUGUUGUUCAAAAUUGGCCAAAUUGUACUUAAAGCAUAGUGUCAGGUGCGCCUGAUGUUUGUGGUAAUGACUACCAAAAUUCUGCAUGUCACUGGCAUCCAGCCGAAACCUUGUAUCUCCGAAACGUCACUUUUCAGGAGACCCCAAAAAACGGCAUGUUUGUUCAUACAUUAACAUUUCAUCAUGAAAGAGAGCAUGCCCUUUUCAACAUUUCAGAUUGGUCAGUAAUUUGUCAAAGCAACACCCACACGUGGUCUGAUCAGUAGCAUAGAUUUGUGAAAAAAAAUUAACCAAAUUGUGACUUAAGGUGUCUGCCCGCUGCCCACGAUAUAUAUCUGUGUUCGCUCCUCGCAUUAAUUGGUCACGUGAGUCUUAUUUUUCAUCUGUUUGGGAGAAUGCCGUGAAAGCGAUUACACAAUUCCAAAGUAUGCUGUAUGUCAAAGCAUCGAUCAUCAACUAUAGUACACUUUUUGAGAUUGUCUCUCUUUUACUGCUCUUUGCCAUUUUCUGUGAUCCAUUCUUGUGAUUGGAAGGCUGCGUGACCAGGAACUCAAUAUAUGUACAUUUGCUUUAGUCUAAAGAGACUU
This is a messenger RNA of Hippocampus zosterae (dwarf seahorse), 4230 nucleotides long. It is a transcript of the gene ttc27, whose product is annotated as tetratricopeptide repeat domain 27. Lineage: Eukaryota; Metazoa; Chordata; Actinopteri; Syngnathiformes; Syngnathidae. Bases 201 to 2735 code for a protein of 844 amino acids. Gene Ontology annotation, molecular function: protein binding. The record is from RefSeq and is a predicted model, not a curated record. The transcript is spliced from 20 exons.